Aegilops tauschii subsp. strangulata is the source of this 1362-nucleotide messenger RNA. RefSeq names its product protein MIZU-KUSSEI 1. Lineage: Eukaryota; Viridiplantae; Streptophyta; Magnoliopsida; Poales; Poaceae. The record is from RefSeq and is a predicted model, not a curated record. Gene Ontology annotation, biological process: hydrotropism.
UACUCCCAAAGAGGCACCGGGACCGGGAGGUUCUCUAUAUAAAAUGAGCAUCAAAAUAUACGUGAAUGGAGAAGAACCUGAAAAAAAAAGGUCUCUUGACCAGAAAAACUGAAGUAAAACCCAUCGUGCAUGCCUCAUCAUACCUUCGCGUACGUGCAUUCCACCAACCUAAGCCAACGGGACACCAUCUCAAAAACCCCGGGCCCUCUCCUCAAAGCAUCACAGGACGAUGCCAGACCAUCGCGCUAUCUCGGCACCGAACGCGUCCACCACCAAGCCGGCGACGGCCAUGAUGCGGUACGCCACGCCGCAGUCCACCCCGCCGAUGUCGCCGCUCCACGGUACGGCGACGCCUCGCACUCCCGGCGCGUACUCUGAGAUGCCGCCGCCCUCGCCACGGCCCGCGAUCACGCUCACCCCGCCCCCGUCCAAGAAGAAGCAGCGCCGCACGGCCGCGCGCUCGCUCCGCGCCAUCCGCGCCGUGCGCGCGCUGUUCCGGUCCCUCCCGAUCCUCGCCCCGGCGUGCCGCUUCCACGGCAUCGUCCCGCGGCACGGCGGGCCGUCGCGGAUGCACGACGGCCACGUCAGCGGCGCCUCGCGCACGACGGGGACGCUGUUCGGGUACCGCAGGGCGCGGGUGACGCUGGCGGUGCAGGAGACGCCCGGGAGCGUGCCCAUCCUGCUGCUGGAGCUGGCGAUGCAGACCGGCAGGUUCAUGCAGGAGAUGGGCGCCGAGCACCUGCGCGUGGCGCUCGAGUGCGAGAAGAAGCCGCCGGGCGCCGGCGCCGGCAUCGGCCGCACGCGCCUGCUCGACGAGCCGCUGUGGACGGCCUACGUGAACGGGCGGAAGAUCGGGUACGCCAUGCGCCGGGAGCCCACGGAGGACGACCUCACGGUCAUGCAGCUGCUGCGCACCGUGUCGGUCGGCGCCGGCGUGCUGCCGAACGACGUCAUGGGUUGCGACACCGCCGAGGGGCAGGAGGCCGGCGACCUGGCGUACAUGCGCGCGCGCUUCGACCGCGUGGUGGGGUCCCGGGACUCCGAGUCGCUGUACAUGCUCAACCCUGACGGGAACAAUGGGCCAGAGCUUAGCAUCUUCUUCAUUAGGAUAUGAUGAUCAAGCUUAUGGCAGUUUCUGAUUUUUUGCAUUACUGAGAUUUUGGAACUAUGAGGCUGAUUUUGUUGUCUGGGUGAAAAUGGGAGGUGCCAGUAUGCUUUUGUUUGUAUGAUAUGAUAGUUGCCUUCGCCCCCAAAGACUCAUUUUCUAAGCAUGUGUAGAAGCAGCAUUAUUCAGGAAUAAAAAUUGUGUUUGCGGAAUUGAUGCAUCUACGACUGAACUAGCAAAUUUGGAAACAACUGAAA